Messenger RNA from Camponotus floridanus (Florida carpenter ant), 3034 nucleotides. RefSeq names its product poly(U)-binding-splicing factor half pint (gene hfp). Gene Ontology annotation, molecular function: RNA binding. Gene Ontology annotation, biological process: alternative mRNA splicing, via spliceosome; regulation of alternative mRNA splicing, via spliceosome; mRNA splice site recognition. Bases 1050 to 2582 code for a protein of 510 amino acids. Lineage: Eukaryota; Metazoa; Arthropoda; Insecta; Hymenoptera; Formicidae. The transcript is spliced from 10 exons. The record is from RefSeq and is a predicted model, not a curated record. Gene Ontology annotation, cellular component: catalytic step 2 spliceosome; precatalytic spliceosome.
UCAAAACAAUAAUAUCUUUAUCUACAAAAUUUCGAGUAUUUAGAGGCUCGUAAUCGGGAGUGGCAAUGGCGAAGUGUAUAUUUGCUAUAUGUCACAUAUUUAUAUUUAUAUUAGGUAAUGAAAUCGCGAUAAGUUUUAGCACUUGGACGUCGAUAUAGCCUUCGAUGUCGCUUAAAGAGUCGUCUAAUUGAAUUUCUCUCAAUGUGACCAGACAAAUAUUACAUUACAUCCACGCUCGCCGAUUUCAUGCAUCUUCGUCUUCGCAUUUUCUGCCGUUGUUAAGCGCUAUUUCGAGGCACAUUAUAACGAUGUCCGAGUGAUGAUUACGCUAGAUGAAAAAUGAUGAUCCUGGAAUUAUAUAUAUGUGAUAUAAUUUUCUUCAACGUUACUGCAAAUUUUUUUUAUCUAGUCGCACCCUAAAUAUUAGCUGUGGAAAAAAAAUGUCACGCGCCUGUGAUUUUCAUUGUGAUCUCGCCAUUGCUACAUGAAAAGGUGUGUUAGGUUGAGAAAUGCUAGGUUGGAGAAGGCAAAGACUAAGAAUAUGGCGCAGAAAAUGCACUGAGAGUAUUCUCCUUUGCUUUGUGCUUACAGAUUUGUGCGUCGCCUCAAUCUCGGAUAAUUUGCGCACAACCGUCAUUGCUCAGCCCAGAACACGGUUAGCUGUAAAUCGAAUGAAACGAAACUUUAGGAAUCCUUUAAUUCACUUUUUAAAGAGUCAAACCGACUUCUGUUUUCUGUUUCUGAUUUCUGUUUCAGAGACUAGCAGACCAAAUUGGUUAAGAUACCUAAUCUAAUUAUGAGUAAAUCUGAUUUUUGGGGCUGAUUGUGCAAACAUUCGGAGGACGGUUUUAUCAUAGCAGCUUCUGGCACGGCGUCACGGGAAUGCAUCAGAGUUCUUACCAGGCCCCAUAUAUGAUAUCAAUCAAAUAGGUCAGGUCAUUGGUGGACCUGGUGCUAAAUAUCUGACACUACCUGGAAUAUUAGGAGCUGGUUUACCAAAAAUCUCAUCCGAACAACAGGAUACAGUAAACAGGGCAAAGAAGUAUGCAAUGGAACAAAGCAUCAAGAUGGUCCUAAUGAAGCAAACAUUGGCUCAUCAGCAACAGCAAAUGGCUAGUCAACGGAAUCAGGUGCAAAGACAGCAGGCUCUCGCCCUCAUGUGCAGGGUUUAUGUGGGAAGUAUCAGUUUUGAAUUGAAAGAAGACACAAUCAGGCAAGCUUUCUUGCCAUUCGGACCGAUCAAGUCCAUCAAUAUGUCUUGGGAUCCCGUUACGCAGAAGCACAAGGGCUUCGCUUUUGUCGAAUACGAGAUACCUGAAGCUGCGCAACUCGCAUUGGAACAAAUGAACGGUGUCAUGAUCGGUGGCCGCAACAUCAAGGUUGUAGGACGUCCAUCUAAUAUGCCACAAGCGCAAUCGGUGAUCGAUGAGAUAACCGAGGAGAGCAAACAUUACAAUCGUAUAUAUAUCGCAUCGAUACAUCAAGAUUUGACCGAGGAUGACAUUAAGUCGGUUUUCGAGGCAUUUGGACCGAUCACGUAUUGUAAGCUUGCUCAAGGUAGUUCUCCGCAUCGACAUAAGGGUUACGGAUUCAUCGAGUACGAGACAAUGCAAGCUGCAUUAGAAGCUAUUGCUUCCAUGAAUCUAUUCGACCUAGGUGGUCAAUAUCUGAGAGUGGGCAGGGCUAUAACGCCACCAAACGCUCUUAUGGGACCACCUAGCGGUACCAGCAUGAUGCCGACUGCGGCUGCGGUAGCCGCGGCAGCUGCAACAGCGAAAAUUCAAGCGAUGGAUGCUGUCGCCAGUAACGCGGUAGCGUUAGGUCUCACUAAACUUGGAGCUACCGCACCGCCCAUCUUGAAUCAAACUCUUCCUGGCGUUGUACGACCUACUAUAGCACCUGCGGCGAUAAUGGCACCACCAACGGUAGCAACGGUGGCGCCGGUAAUACCUCCACCUGGCAUUGCCAUACCGCAGACCUUAACACGACCACCCGCUAUUAUUCAACCGAUUCCUGGUCAACCGGUCGUUAUACCACCUCCAGCUGUUGUUGCUCCUACGAUCGUUGGCACACCAGUUAUACCGGUUACAACAACCGCAAAUUCCGAUAUUAUGAGACGGGCGCAGGAACAAGCGGCUCAUCAGAAACAACAAGAGGAAUUACAGAAGAAGCUGUUAGAGGAAACGGAACCGCAAACGUUGCAGCAACAGGAAAAUAUGUCUAUCAAAGGCCAAAGUGCACGUCAUCUUGUUAUGCAAAAGCUUAUGCGUAAAGUCGAAUCUCGCGUAGUCAUCUUGAGAAAUAUGGUGGCGCCGGAGGAUGUGGAUGAAACCCUACAGGAAGAGAUUCAAGAUGAAUGCUCCAAAUUUGGUGUGGUAGAGCGUGUUAUUAUUUAUAAGGAAAGACAAUCCGAGGAUGAUGAAAACGCAGAAGUUAUCGUCAAAAUAUUCGUCGAAUUCUCUCAAAUGAGUGAAGCGGAACGUGCAAGAGAUUCGUUAAAUGGUCGUUAUUUCGGUGGGCGAUUGGUUAAAGGCGAACUAUAUGACCAGGCCCUGUUUGACAAUAAUGAUUUUUCUGGUUGAAAUACGCUCUCUUAUUAAGUUUCAAUUUCAUUGGUAUAAAAAAAGAUUACAUAUUUAGUAAACAACACUGUGUGAAUUUGCUGUCUAUAAUUGAAAUUUUUUUAGCUAUGCAUUCAGUAAAAGUCAGAAGUUAAUAUCUAGUAAAAAAUUCAUAGUAAAUUAAAUUACAAAAUGUAGGAAGUGCACAGUGCAACUUGAAGGAGAAAAUCCAGAUUGAUCAAGUGAUUUAGAGUAUUAUGUUCGCAAAGUUUCCUCUGUAAAAUAAAUCAUAGUGAUCAAGCUAUUCUAGACAACUGCAAUCACACAGUCAACUGCAGGUUUAAACUAGACAAUUAGCUUUUCCAAAAUAAAUAUUUCAUACACUAACUGUUCAUUAUGUAGUAUCAGUGUUUUAAUUUCAACAUAAGUUAAUAUUGUAUAGGAAAGCGCGCGAUAUAUUAAUUUACAUGUAU